UCACUUCCGACCUUCUUCUUGUUUUACCCAUCGUCCGGCGAUGGCCCGCAAGAAGGUGCCCCUCCGGUACAUCGGCAACGGCGCCAAGGAAACAAGCCGGCGCCGUGCCUACGAGACGCGCCGCAAAAACCUGAUGAAGAAGGCGCGCGAGAUGGGCAUCCUUUGCAACACCAAGGCCUGCGUGGUGGUGUAUGACGAGGGCGCAUCGGCGCCGGAUGUUUACCCGUCCCACGCAGAGGCCGUCGCUAUCCUGAACAGGUACAAGGAUACGCCGAACAUGCCACGGUUCAAGAAGGUGGUGACCCAGGAGGAAGUCCUCACCCAGCGCGUCGCCAAGCUCCGGCAUGAGGCCGACAAGCUCCGACGCGAGCGUGAGGACCGCGAGACCAGGAUGCUUCUGCACAAGGCCAUGCGCGGUGGCAACCUGAACGUCGAGGAGGUCGCCAGGGUUGGCAGUAAGUUGGAGGAGAUCCUCAAGAGCCUCGGCGAGCGCAUCGCAAAAAACAGCAUGCAGCCGCCCGUCUUCCAGCCCCAAGAGCCGUACGGCACCGGCAGCGUCGAUAUACCGGCGUAUCAGGUGCCACUGCCGCAACAGCAGCAGGGUCCGCAGCCACCGGUCUUUCAGCCCCAGGCGCCAUACGUCACCGGCAAUGUCGACAUGGGGCCUUCGCCAACGUAUCAGAUGCCGCCGCCGCCGCAGCAGCAGCAGCAGGGCUGGCAGCCACCGGUCUUCCAGCCCCAGGCGCCACACGUCACCGGUAGUGCCGACAUGGGGCCUUUACCGACGUAUCAGGUGCAGCCGCAGCAACACCACCAGGGUUGGAAGCCAUCGGACCUCCUGCCCCAGGAGCCAUACGUCACCGGCAACGUCGCCAUGGGAGCUCCGCGGAUGUAUCAGGCCCCGCCGCCGCAGCAGGAGGGCUGGCUUGACACGGGGAGGUCCGAGGGGAACCACGAUGCACUGCUCUAUAAUGCUAACAGUACUGGUGCCCCCGACGGUACAGCCACCAGCUCUAGUGCCGGCUUCCCCUUUGAUGAUCUGAUGCAGUUCUUCGACGAUAUGGGGUCUGAGUUCCAGUGAGGCACCGAUUCCGGAGAUGUUCUUCGAGUAGAGGAUCGAUCCUCACAUGCAGUGCAAGGAAAUGCGUCUCAUCUCAUUUUAUUCAGUUUUGGCAUGGUUGAUAUGCGGGUAUAAUGGCAUCGUUAUUUAAUAAGUUGAGAUAUUCAGUCUCUGUAGUGCUCUUUGAGCGAAGGCAUGUUUAUUCUA
Messenger RNA from Hordeum vulgare subsp. vulgare (domesticated barley), 1267 nucleotides. RefSeq names its product MADS-box transcription factor PHERES 2-like. Gene Ontology annotation, biological process: regulation of transcription by RNA polymerase II. Lineage: Eukaryota; Viridiplantae; Streptophyta; Magnoliopsida; Poales; Poaceae. The record is from RefSeq and is a predicted model, not a curated record. The transcript has a single exon. The coding region runs from base 41 to 1081 and encodes 346 amino acids. Gene Ontology annotation, molecular function: protein dimerization activity; DNA-binding transcription factor activity, RNA polymerase II-specific; RNA polymerase II cis-regulatory region sequence-specific DNA binding.